Molecule: messenger RNA, 2503 nt
Organism: Ceratotherium simum simum (southern white rhinoceros)
Lineage: Eukaryota; Metazoa; Chordata; Mammalia; Perissodactyla; Rhinocerotidae
Source: RefSeq, a predicted model, not a curated record
ACUCUACGAGGAAACAAGAAGACAGGCCCAAGAUGGAGGCGGCGGCGGCCGUAGCGGCGUGACAGACUAUCAUUAUUGGACCUCUGAAUUCCUCCUCUGUCUUCCAGGAGCCCCAUGGCACCUGCCCAGCCCCACGUCAGCCCGUCUUGACAAAGUCCUAGGCUCCAUGGAUCCACCACGGGGCCCCCCUGCCAAUGGGGCCGAGCCAUCCCGGGCAGUGGGCACUGUCAAAGUGUACCUGCCCAACAAGCAACGCACAGUGGUGACUGUCCGGGAUGGCAUGAGCGUCUACGAUUCUCUAGACAAGGCCCUCAAGGUGCGGGGUCUCAACCAGGAUUGCUGCGUGGUCUACCGGCUCAUCAAGGGGAGAAAGACAGUCACUGCCUGGGACACGGCCAUUGCCCCCCUGGAUGGCGAGGAGCUCAUUGUGGAGGUCCUCGAAGACGUCCCGCUGACCAUGCACAAUUUUGUACGGAAGACCUUCUUCAGCCUGGCGUUCUGCGACUUCUGCCUUAAGUUUCUGUUCCAUGGCUUCCGCUGCCAAACCUGUGGCUACAAGUUCCACCAGCAUUGUUCCUCCAAGGUCCCCACAGUCUGUGUCGACAUGAGUACCAACCGCCGACAGUUCCACCACAGUGUCCAGGAUUUGUCCGGAGGCUCCAGACAGCACGAGGCUCCCUCGAACCGCCCCCUGAAUGAGCCGCUAACCCCUCAGGGUCCCAGCUCCUGCACCCAGCACCGUGACCCUGAGCACUUCCCCUUCCCUGCCUCGGCCAACGCCCCCCUGCAGCGCAUCCGCUCCACGUCCACCCCCAACGUCCAUAUGGUUAGCACCACAGCCCCCACGGACUCCAGCCUCAUCCAGAGUUUCAGCACUGAUGGUGAGCCCCCCACUGCCUGCGCCCUGAGCCCGCCCGCCACCCUGCUUGCUUCCACUCACACCCUCUCCACAACCACAGCUGCUGGUAGUAGAAGUGGUGGUGAUGGAGCCUCCCGGGGGAGCCCCAGCCCGGCCAGUGUGUCCUCGGGGAGGAAGUCCCCACAUUCCAAGUCCCCAUCAGAGCAGCGGGAGCGGAAGUCCUUGGCUGAUGACAAGAAGAAAGUGAAGAAUCUGGGGUACCGGGACUCAGGCUAUUACUGGGAGGUGCCACCCAGUGAGGUACAGCUGCUGAAGAGGAUCGGGACGGGCUCGUUUGGCACCGUGUUUCGCGGGCGGUGGCAUGGUGAUGUGGCCGUGAAGGUGCUCAAGGUGGCCCAACCCACAGCUGAGCAGGCCCAGGCCUUCAAGAACGAGAUGCAGGUGCUCAGGAAGACGCGUCAUGUCAACAUCUUGCUGUUCAUGGGCUUCAUGACCCGGCCGGGAUUUGCCAUCAUCACGCAGUGGUGCGAGGGCUCCAGCCUCUAUCACCACCUACAUGUAGCCGACACCCGCUUCGACAUGGUCCAGCUCAUCGACGUGGCCCGGCAGACUGCCCAGGGCAUGGACUACCUUCAUGCCAAGAACAUCAUCCAUCGAGAUCUCAAGUCUAACAACAUCUUCCUACACGAGGGGCUCACAGUGAAGAUCGGUGACUUCGGCCUGGCCACGGUGAAGACACGGUGGAGCGGGGCCCAGCCCUUGGAGCAGCCCUCGGGCUCUGUGCUGUGGAUGGCGGCUGAGGUGAUCCGUAUGCAGGACCCGAACCCUUACAGCUUCCAGUCGGAUGUCUACGCCUAUGGGGUUGUGCUCUAUGAGCUCAUGACCGGCUCACUGCCUUACAGCCACAUUGGCAGCCGUGACCAGAUUAUCUUUAUGGUGGGCCGUGGCUAUCUGUCCCCGGACCUCAGCAAAAUCUCCAGCAACUGCCCCAAGGCCAUGCGGCGCCUGCUGGCUGACUGCCUCAAGUUCCAGCGGGAGGAGCGGCCCCUCUUCCCUCAGAUUCUGGCCACCAUUGAGCUGCUGCAGCGGUCACUCCCCAAGAUUGAGCGGAGUGCCUCCGAACCCUCCUUGCACCGCACCCAGGCUGAUGAGUUGCCUGCCUGCCUACUCAGCGCAGCCCGCCUUGUGCCUUAGGCCUCACCCCCAGCCACCAGGGAGCCAAUCUCAGCCUGCCACGCCAAGGAGCCCUGCCCACCAACCAAUCAGUGUUCGUCUUUGCCCUGAUAACUGCCUCAAGAUCUCCCGUCUCCGCGCUGGAGAUGAGGGGGUCCCUCAUCUCCAUGUGCUUUCCUAGUUCCUCUGGAAUUGGGGGACCCCCCCAAAGACCGAGACCCCUGCCUCCUCCAUAAUUUGGUUUCCUCUUGGCUUUGGGGAUACUUCUAAAUUCGGGAGCUCCUCCGGCUCCAAUGGCUGGGAUUUGUGGCAGGGAUUCCAUUCAGAACCUCUCUGGAAUUUGUGCCUGAUGUGCCUUCCACUGGAUUUUGGGGUCCCCAGCACUCCGUGUGGAUUUAGGGGUCCCCGGUGUCUCCCCCGCCAUUCAAGGACUCCCCUCUUUCUUCACCAAGAAGCACAGAAUUCUGCUGG